AGUGGCGAGCAUCUAUUCCUUCCCAUCCAUACGGUCCGGGCACGGUAGACAAGGAGGCUUCUGCUCCAGCUAUAUAUUUGCCAUCACAGCCUAGUGGCCUUCCACACAGGAGCCCGCGGAGUGAUCAAAAAAGCAAGUAACAAGAGAAGAUGACCGACGUUGUGAUGACCAUCAGUACUACCACGGAUUUGGAAAGAGAACUGAAUAAAUCCGACAAGCUGAUUGUGCUGGAGUUCAUGGCGCCGUGGAGUGAGCCAUGCAAGGUCAUGAAGGAACCUUAUAGGCGAAUCGCCAGAGCAAGAAAAGACAGAGUCAACUUCUACACGCUCAACGUCGACAAGUUCAAAGAUUUGGCGGAGGAAGCUGGCGUGGAGGCGCUACCGAUGUACGUUCUACUGAAGAAUGACGAUGUGAUCGACAUGGUCGUUGGCGUCAGGAGGCACGAGCUCGAGAACGCCAUAAAAAACAAUAUCUAACGACUGAUCCGAUCAGAUCAUCCAUGCGUCGAGAACGAACGGGAAAUGAAUGAUUCAUAGUUAAAUAAGCCCACUACUGUACGUCCCAUGUGUUGUAUCACGGAUACUGAAACUCGUGUGUGCAUGUACACAUCCUAGCUAGCUCAGCCGCCGUAGAUCCCCAUGUUAUACAUUGUACGUAUGGAUCUCGAUUAUCGAUUGUCCCAUGUUUGAUUUCCUAAACUUCUGUGGAAGUAGAUCCCCAUGUUAUGUAUACUCUGGUUUGAAACAGUUUGCAAUAAAUCAAUGUCUGGCUAGUAUAUUUCUUA
This is a messenger RNA of Panicum virgatum (switchgrass), 784 nucleotides long. Its product is annotated as thioredoxin H-type 2-like. The transcript is spliced from 4 exons. The coding region runs from base 150 to 476 and encodes 108 amino acids. NCBI's taxonomy places the organism in Eukaryota, Viridiplantae, Streptophyta, Magnoliopsida, Poales, Poaceae. The record is from RefSeq and is a predicted model, not a curated record.